AUGUACGAACAACGCCGCUCGAGUGUUGCACUCCCUGGCCUGCCACCCGGGGCUCAGCCGCCCGUAAUCGGUCAAACAAGUUCCGCAGCCCAUGCAUUUCCGGCAUCGACAGCUUAUAACUUCGAAGUCACACCCCCUAUGUCAGGUCAAGAGCCCUUGCCAAACCCCUGGGACGCACCUUUCACAUCGAAUCGGCCACCGCAAAUGUCUAGACCAACACGGCCGCGCGUGGUGUCCAUGCAAGAUACAUACCCGACGCCGUUAGCUAGCCACGGCGCAGGACCUCGCAUUGAUACUGGUCAAAGGAUCGCAUUUCCCUUUCCUGACCCAAAUUACUAUCGGUCUACAUCUUAUCGGAAUGAAAUGCAGUCUGGCGAAAGACCAACUCACCAUCAUAGUAACAGCGAUCUUGCAUCCCCUUCCAGUGCCUCGACGCUACAACCCCCACAACCAUUACAUCAUCGGAACACUUCGGUCACUUCAUUUGCAUCCUCCUUCAACGGAUACAGUGAAGACGGUCAUUUUGGUUCAGAUUAUCAUGAAGCAGAUUAUCAAGAAGUCGAUAACGAUUCAGUACGCGCCUUGACCGAUCAACAGCUAGCAUCUGAAGAAGGUUUACGUCGCUUUCAAGCAGGAGAAUUAUCUGAAAAGGACCAAGAAUGGCAUCGCUUAGUCCCUGAGGAGGCCAGAGAUGCUUUAGGGAAGCAAGAAGUUCAAAGGCAGUCAGUCAUCUUUGAAGUUAUCAAAUCGGAAAGAGAUUAUGUCGCCGACCUCGAGGCAGUCGAAGCGGUUUAUGUUGAAGGCUUGCGCAUGGCGAAGCCUCCAAUAAUAUCAUCGUCCCGCUUGGGGAUUUUUAUCAAUGAAGUGUUCCAAAAUCUGCGAAUUAUCUUAUCCUAUCAUCAACGUAUUCUUGCUGCCCUUUUUGCACGGCAACGAGAGCAACAUCCUCUGAUCCAAUCAGUAGCGGAUAUCAUAUUGGACACUGCCCUUGGGGAUGACUUCCGUUCAAACUACGAAACGUACAUCAAGCAAUACCCACUAGCUGAAUCUCGCCAUCGAAAACAAAUGAAAUCUAACCGUGCAUACGAGACGUUUAUCCAAUCUGUUUCGAAUGACCCUAGAAUACGCAAACGAGAUCUGAUCACUUUCCUAUCGCGUCCUGUUACCAAACUUCCACGACUUAACCUACUUCUUGAACAACUUUUGAAAUUAACUGACGCCGAAUAUGACCACCCUGAUCUGCAAACGUUGCCAAUUAUUCUUGGAAUUUUAAAAGAUUGUAUCAAGAGCACCCAACCUGGAAUUGAAGCUGCGGAGAGCAAGGUCAAAUUCUGGGGUCUUUGCGAAAGUUUAGUGUUCCAAAAGGGUGAAAUCAUUGAUAUGGAUCUUUAUGAUGGAAGUCGCACUCUUGUAUAUCUAGGGCCUGUCAUGCGUCGCAGCCGAACCGAGACAAGUUUUUCUGACAAAUGGGUAGAGUUGACUGCUGCAUUGCUUGACAAUUAUUUUCUUCUUACUCGGGAAGAAAAGCGUGCUAAUGGCACUGUUAGACGUUUGCUCAUGUCAAGGCCAUUACCGCUUUCUUUCCUUCGGCUUGGAGCAUUCAAUACACCACCCGAGCCACGUCGCGAGAAAGCAGAGGACGGUGGCUUGUUGGAUAGAUAUCGCAAUGUCCCAAUGUAUCCGUUCACAAUAUACCACGCUGCAAGUCGCUCUACGCGGCGGUAUACCUUAUAUACUGCGAGUGAUGCUUUGCGGAAGAAAUGGUACAAUUCGUUCGUUGAUACAAUCGGAGUGCACAAGGUCCGCCAGGAGGCGAAUAUGUGGUUCAAUCCGCAAACCCUCACAGAUGGAUAUUUUAGAUCUGUGGGCAGGGAUUUCACCCCGGUCAAUGGAAUGAACAUCACGGGAAGAAUACAAUGCGCCGUUCCCUUUUUUAAUGGUUCUAGACGUUUUCUUGCAGUUGGGUGCGGCCCAGGAGUUUAUGUUGCUCCUGUCAAGACAGAAAAAUAUCGUCUGGCCGUCUCUGUUAGGACACCAAACACCUUGGCUGCUUUCAUCACGUGGGGUGACAAAAUUUUCAACCGACUUGUCGUCCAAGUUGACUCUUCAUUGACGUCUUACUCACUGGAUAUUCUUGCCCGCUUUGCUGAUGGCCAAACGGAUUCCACUGCCGUGGAUGCCUCUAAGGAACGUAUUGCCGGUAAUGAUUCACACAUUGUCUUCUUCAGACACGUACACCUGGGAGGCAGGGCAUUGUUGAUUUAUUGUUCGAAACGAAGGCUAGCGUCAUCAAUGACUUUGCAAGUACUGGAAGCCCUAGAUGUCAAGGACCUAUCUAUAGUUCCCCGAAGGUCUAUUGCAUCGAAUAUGCAUUGCUUUAGACCAUAUGGCGAACCGGGCUAUAUACCCAAGGAUGCGUAUGACAUUGUGGCUUUAUCGAAAACAGUUGGAGUCUGCACAAAUGAUGGAAUCGUUACAUUAGAUCCGACGAACAUUGUUCAAUCUGCUGUAAAUAUUAUCCCAGACCUCAAGGACGGACUUACCAAUGAACCUAUGGCGCUGCUGAAAGCACGUCUCGAAGGCAAACGACCACUAGGAUUUGUGAAGGUUGACCAAAAUGAAUUAUUAGUGAUUUAUGAUGGUAACAGCAAACACUAUUCAUCACUUGGAAAAUGUGCUCAUCUGUCCCCGUUCCUGUUAGAAAUGGGGUGCUACAUCAAUAAACACGGUGUUCCUGUCCGUCGCAGUGGAUUCAUCAAAUGGGAGAUCAAAGCUGUAUCAUAUGCCUAUCGUAACGGGCAUAUUUUGCUUGUCUCUCCCGAGUUUAUAGAGAUACGAAAUGCUGGCACAGGUCGGAUAGUGCAGGUCAUCGAAGGGCAGGACAUCAGAUUGCUUUAUUCGGGACCAUAUUCCACGAAAGAUGAUCCAGUGCUUGUUGUAAUGCGGGGAAAAAAGGACGACAAAGAAGGCGUCAGCGAACGAAUUGCAGAACUGGUGCAGACAGAAGAAAUUAGCGUGAUGACGCCGGCAGUGACAACUCCAUCGGCAUCUGUGUGGGAUGAAUGGGACAUGUAA
Molecule: messenger RNA, 3075 nt
Organism: Psilocybe cubensis
Lineage: Eukaryota; Fungi; Basidiomycota; Agaricomycetes; Agaricales; Agrocybaceae
Exons: 14
Coding region: 1-3075 (1024 amino acids)
Biological process (GO): intracellular signal transduction
Molecular function (GO): guanyl-nucleotide exchange factor activity
Source: RefSeq, a predicted model, not a curated record